ACAACAACAACAACAACAACAACAACAACAACAAAAACAAACAAACGACCUUUUUUUUCCCUCUGUGAAAAAGUCUGCCUCCCCUGACGCUCAUGACAUCCGUCAAAAGACGCCGCCUGCCACCUCCACGCGUAACAGCCACUUUUAUUGUCCCUUGGCCUCUUGUGCCAAAGUCUUUAGAAGAUUAGAACACAUGAAACGUCAUUUUAGAACACAUACUCUGGAAAGACCCUAUCUAUGUGAUCUCUGUGGUAAACGCUUUUCUAGAUCAGAUAAUCUAUCCCAACAUAAAAAAACACAUUUAAAAUUGUCAAAGAACAACAAAGGUAGAAUGAAACACACCGAUGAUGACGACGGCGAUAAUGAGGACGACGACGACGACGAUGACGACGACAACAACAACGACAACGAUGAAGAGGACAGUCAAGAUCACGGUGAUUCGGAUGUCAUGUCAGACUAUCCAAGAAAAAGAAAGAAUAGCAGCAGUAGCUACAACAGCCAUAGUACCCGCCGUGUCUAUCAUAAAACAAGAGAGGACGUGUCUGUCCAUCCUCAUCAUGAUCGCACCCUUCAUAGCACUCAGGCUCGGUUGGCACCACCAUCACCACAGCAAGACGCCGAAGAGGAGAGUAUGGAAGAGGAAGAGGAUGAUGAAUCCAAAGAUAGCACCUAUCAAGAAUACACAUCCACGGCUCGAAGAGGACGACGACCCCAAAGAAGCUCAACCCUCAAGAAAAAUACAACCCAUCCCCGCAGAACAACAAUAAAAAGAUACCAAUGCAAUAGAGAGGAUCUCCAAAAGAGAAGAGCUGCCAAAAGAACGCAGCGUAGCCAUAAAAAAAGAAAAUGGGUCGUUUAUGAAGUCUUGACCACCACCACGGAUGAUGACGAGGAGGACCUGGACGACGACGACGACGACGACGGCGACGGUGUCAAAGACAUGGAGCUUGAUGAUGAAGCAGAAGAACAAGAC
Mycotypha africana is the source of this 973-nucleotide messenger RNA. RefSeq lists its product as uncharacterized. The record is from RefSeq and is a predicted model, not a curated record. The coding region runs from base 345 to 767 and encodes 140 amino acids. NCBI's taxonomy places the organism in Eukaryota, Fungi, Mucoromycota, Mucoromycetes, Mucorales, Mycotyphaceae. The transcript has a single exon.